AUGCCAACGGCGUCGUAUUGGUGUUAUCGAUGCACACGCUUUGUCAGAGUAGCGGAAGAGGACACGGUUGUGUGUCCUCACUGCGAGGGAGGAUUCAUUGAAGUUGUGGAGCCCAACGCGCCGCCGCGGCGACGUCUUCCAGCCGCUGCGAUGUACAUGCUACGGAGCAGCGAUCGGUCAGAUCUGAGGCUCCGGCGUCGUGGUCGACGUAACAACGGCGACUGGUCUCCUUUCAAUCCGGUCAUCGUUCUUCGCAGUGUCGCUGACGUUUCGGCUAGCGGUGUGGACGAGAAUUCCGGAGGGGGAGAGAGAGGUUUUGAGUUGUAUUAUGACGAUGGAGCAGGUGCCGGCCUACAACCGUUGCCGGCGAUGAUGUCGGAGUUUCUGAUGGGGUCAGGAUUUGAUCGAUUGCUUGAACAGUUAUCACAGAUCGAUAUAAACGGAUUAAGUCGUUCAGAACAGCCACCGGCGUCAAAAGCUGCGGUGGAAUCGAUGCCAACGAUCGAGGUAUCAAGUUUACACGUCAGCACCGAAUCGAACUGUGCAAUUUGCAUAGAAGCGUUUGCUCUGGGUGCCGCAGCUCGUGAGAUGCCUUGUAAGCACAUUUACCACCCCGAUUGCAUCCUCCCAUGGCUCUCUAUGCGAAACUCCUGUCCCGUCUGCCGCCAUGAACUGCCAACAGAUACAACGGAGUCAAUAGAACGUUCGGAGCCAAUCGAGGAAGAAUCAGCGGCAGUUGGAUUGACGAUAUGGAGAUUACCUGGUGGGGGAUUUGCAGUCGGCAGGUUCACCGGCAGCAGAAGAACCGGCAGUGGCGAGAGAGAGCUUCCGGUUGUGUACACCGAAGCUGACGGUGGGUUUAGUGACAAUUCCGGUUCACCAAGGAGAAUUAUGUGGGAAUCAAGAAGGUAUAGGGCGAGAGGACAGGGUGGAAUGGGUAGCGUUUUCCGCAACAUGUUUUCGUUUUUUGGAAGAUUGAGAUCGUCUUCAAAUUCUUCUGACUCUAAUGGAUCAUCAAUGAACAGAAGUCGUAGUCUUUCAAGUUCAGUUUUCGGCAGAAUGACAAGGAGGAGAAGUAGAACUUGGAUAUUGGAGGAACAAAAUGAACGAUAUGGUAUCAAAUCUAGGCUAAAGAACUUUACACCAUAUAAAGCUGAAUUUUGUCAACAGUUCGUGCUUCAUGAUAUCAAGAAGACAAGAACAAGAAUGGCGGGACUCGGGAGAUACAAUUACAAACAAAACAAACUACCAAGAAGCUAUCAAAGUACAAAGAUGUCACAUAUUACAAGCGGGAAAAGAAGAUUCACUAUCACCUUACAAAAUAGACUAAAAUGGAAGGAAAACAACACCUCUUUGAGCAAGAUUACGAGUAACGAGAAUUCUAUUUAA
Messenger RNA from Lactuca virosa, 1389 nucleotides. NCBI's taxonomy places the organism in Eukaryota, Viridiplantae, Streptophyta, Magnoliopsida, Asterales, Asteraceae. The record is from the annotation of a GenBank genome assembly.